AUGGCUUCCACAGAGAAAGCAGAGGAACAAGCGUUCUUACCUCCCGAUGCCUUCGAAUAUAUCAAUUCCAUCAAACGUGUCCGGCCCGAACUUUUCAAUCGCUGGAAGGCUUCCAAUUCCUUCGAUAGUUAUCUCCAUAUACCUCCGCCCAGCCACCGGGUGAUGGUGUACAAGGCAGAGCUUGAGCACGAAAGGAUACUGAAGGCGAUGGGGAAUGUGUACGCACGGUUACCAUCCUACAAGAGUGGUUGUUUCAAAGAACUUCUUCAAUGGCUAAAUCGGUUCGACUUCGCUCAAGACGACGAGGUGUUUUUCGGCAAAUUUAUUACAGAGAUUAUGGGGGAAGGGGGAGAAGAGUGUGAUAUUACUAGAACACCUAUCCUUCAGACUCAAACUCACAAAUUUUUCCUUUUAUGGUAUACUGAACUCACACCAAUGACUGCUGCCCUCGAAAAUAAAUCCGGCAUUGCAGAUGUCAAGAAUGAGAAGUUAAUGAAGGUUCUUCAUGAGUUCAACCCAGCUCUUCAAGUAGAGCGCGAUUCUGAUACCGAAGAACGUGUUCUCCCUCUGCGGUUCGGCCUCCCAGUGGGACCAGUGGCAUGCUGGAAAAAGGGGGAAAGACGACCGUGGGACGAGAAACUUGCUGCGGUUGGAUAUACUCCGUUUCAUCUUGUCUUCCAUCCAAUUGACAAGAGCUUUUGGAUGGUGGUGGAUCGCUACCUCGACUAUCAAGCCUGGGAUCCUCCCGAUGACGUCGAGCCUGAAUUUCAGACCAACGAGCUAGUAGCCCAAACCCUGGGCAACCAUUUUGGGACGCGGAAGGAUAUUAUGGUGGCCGAGGCAUUCCGCCUGGGGACAAAGGAUAUUUGGUUCCUUGAAGAGGAAAAGCAGGCGCGUCAGCUCGACGGCGGCGUAGGCUUCGAUGGCAACGAGUCUGAAGAACUAGUUUCUCGAUUCGAUUGCGGAGAUUCGCCGCCGACUAUUGAUUUCUCCAGCCUUCCAAAGGUAUCGCUGUUUCGAGACACAGAUCCCCCACAAGUUCAGUUCGCAGCGCACACCCGCUUCCAGAGCUAUCUUGCAGAAAACGGGGUGGUGAAAGGACGCUCAUGGCUGAGUGUGUCACCAGUGGAUAAUUGA
Messenger RNA from Fonsecaea multimorphosa CBS 102226, 1137 nucleotides. RefSeq lists its product as uncharacterized. Bases 1 to 1137 code for a protein of 378 amino acids. NCBI's taxonomy places the organism in Eukaryota, Fungi, Ascomycota, Eurotiomycetes, Chaetothyriales, Herpotrichiellaceae. The transcript has a single exon. The record is from RefSeq and is a predicted model, not a curated record.